AUGGAGGUUAUAAAAAAUCUGGAGGCGGGGGAGGGGGGAGCGAUAUUCGGCGCAUCAUUGAUAUUUUGGCCAAUAUUGGAAAUGUCGAGUUCAGCCAAUACGGGGAAGUGGGGUCCCCGCGUUUGCGGUGGGUGGGUUGCGGGUGGAUAG
This is a messenger RNA of Pyrenophora tritici-repentis Pt-1C-BFP, 150 nucleotides long. The record is from RefSeq and is a predicted model, not a curated record. Lineage: Eukaryota; Fungi; Ascomycota; Dothideomycetes; Pleosporales; Pleosporaceae.